Molecule: messenger RNA, 270 nt
Organism: Mesorhabditis belari
Lineage: Eukaryota; Metazoa; Nematoda; Chromadorea; Rhabditida; Rhabditidae
Source: the annotation of a GenBank genome assembly
AUGAAUUUGAUCGCCAUCAGUCUGUCGCUAGUCUAUUUGGUGUUAAAUAUCGUCACUGCAUUGAUAGUCUUGAAAAGCAAAACAGCAACCAUUUAUUUUUCACAGCUUUUCAUCCAACUCGCUAUUAAAAUUCCGUCGAAUAUUUGGAUUCUGUUUCUUGUUUACUCAUUUUAUUCAUAUCUCAGAGAUCGCCAAUUGUGGAAAGAGGGACGGGUCCCACCGAUGCAACAAAAUCAAUUAGAAGCAAACGCACCGAUGGUUCAAAGGGUU